UCCAAAACCCCAAACUCUGACUAGCGUUCAUCGUCUAUACACAUACAACAGAACGCAGCAAUGGAGGGAAGGAAGACGAAGAACAGACAAUCGCCUCUCUCUCCUGAACAAUUCGUCUCUCUUAUGUCCCCUUUAAUUGAUUUGGAAAAGGAAGCUGAGAUAUCAGCCUCUAUCACUUCUGGUGCCUCCAGAAAUCUUGAUACUGCCCAAAAGAAAGGCUCCACUAUUCUUAAUUUGAAAUGUGUUGAUGCUCAGACAGGACUCAUGGGAAAAACUCUUCUCGAGUUUCAAUCCACUAAAGCUGAUGUUUUGCCUCCUCAUAAGUUUGGCACCCAUGAUGUAGUUGUGUUAAGACCAAAUAAGGCUGAUUUAGGAUCUCCUGCCCUUGGACAAGGUGUAGUUUACCGGUUAAAGGACUCCUCAAUCACUGUUGCUUUUGAUGAUGUCCCAGAAGAGGGUUUAAAUAGUCCUCUACGUUUGGAGAAGGUGGCAAAUGAGGUGACAUAUCGUAGGAUGAAGGAUGCCUUAAUUCAAUUGAGUAAGGGUGUGCAGAAGGGACCUGCAUCCGACUUAGUUCCUGUUUUAUUUGGAGAUAGGUUGCCAACAUUGUCAAAGAAGGAAAUUACCUUCAAACCAUUUAACUCCAACCUUGAUCACUCUCAGAAAGAUGCCAUUUCAAAGGCACUAUCAUCGAAGAACGUUUUCUUGCUGCAUGGACCUCCUGGAACUGGAAAGACCACAACUGUAGUGGAAAUUAUCUUACAAGAAGUGAAAUGUGGAUCGAAGAUUCUUGCGUGUGCUGCUUCAAAUAUUGCUGUUGACAACAUUGUUGAGCGGCUUGUUCCUCACAGAGUAAAGUUGGUGAGACUGGGGCAUCCUGCACGUUUACUACCUCAAGUGUUGGAGAGUGCAUUGGAUGCACAGGUUCUGCGAGGGGAUAAUAGUGCUUUGGCAAAUGACAUUCGGAAGGAAAUGAAGACAUUAAGUGGGAAGUUGUUGAAAGCCAAAGACAAAAACACAAGGCGAGAAAUCCAGAAGGAGCUUCGGGCUCUUUCCAAAGAAGAGCGCAAAAGACAGCAGUUAGCUGUGACAGAUGUGAUUAAAAAUGCAGAUGUGGUGUUGACAACUUUGACUGGUGCAUUUUCUCGCAAGCUGGAUAACACUUCAUUUGACUUGGUGAUUAUUGAUGAAGCUGCUCAGGCGCUUGAGAUAGCAUGCUGGAUGGCUCUACUGAAGGGUUCAAGAUGUAUACUUGCAGGAGACCAUCUUCAGCUUCCCCCAACCAUCCAAAGUGUAGAAGCUGAGAACAAAGGUUUAGGGAGAACUCUCUUUGAACGCCUUGCAGACUUAUAUGGCGAUGAAAUUAUGUCUAUGCUCACUGUCCAGUAUCGCAUGCAUGAACUUAUUAUGAACUGGUCAUCUAAAGAGCUUUACAACAGUAAGAUCAAAGCCCAUCCUUGUGUUGCUGCACAUAUGCUUUAUGAUCUUGAAGAUGUGGAGAGGUCAUCAUCAACAGAGCCAACCCUUCUUCUCAUAGACAUAGCUGGUUGUGACAUGGAAGAAAAAAAGGAUGAAGAAGAUAGCACACUGAAUGAAGGCGAAGCUGAGGUUGCUAUGGCCCAUGCAAAGAGACUUGUACAAAGUGGAGUCCAGGCUUCUGAUAUUGGAAUUAUUACGCCUUAUGCUGCACAGGUUGUCUUACUGAAGAUGUUGAAAAGCAAUGAUGAUAAACUAAAGGGUCUGGAAAUCUCCACUGUUGAUGGUUUCCAAGGUAGGGAGAAGGAGGCUAUUAUUAUUUCAAUGGUUCGAUCAAAUUCAAAGAAAGAGGUAGGGUUUUUGAGUGAUCGCAGGAGGAUGAAUGUGGCUGUCACGCGAGCAAGAAGACAGUGUUGUCUUGUCUGUGACACUGAUACAGUGAAUAGUAAUGGAUUCUUAAAGCGAUUAGUUGAGUAUUUUGAGGAGCAUGGGGAAUAUCUUAGUGGCUCAGAGUAUCUCAAUGUAUAAUUUGCAUAGCAUGGAAGAAGGCUUGUUGUUUCUCUGAGAGCUUUCUGAAUCUGUUGACUGUAGGGUCCCUUCACUUUUCCUACUGUAUAUUUACUGCAUACACCCUGCCUAUUGUGCUCACAAGAAGUAAGAAGUCUGCAAGUGGUGGAAAAAAGGAUGACCAACCAUAACAACCAUCAUUGUUCUGAGAAUUGUAUAAAGCAUCAUGGGAAAUUCUUUAGUAGAAAAGUUUUGCAUUUUUAUCACUAAUGCAUGUGGUAGAUAUUUUGUGGGUAUGCUUAUAUUUGCAAGCGACUAAUUUCUCCAUUCUUUUUCCUCCAUAGAAUCAUUGUUAUUGUAUUUGAGUAGACAUCAGACUUCAACUUUAGAGUGUGAUCUUGACUUAAAAGGUACAAUCCUUUCUAUUUAUUCACUUUACUGUUUGUUUGCUGUCUUCACAUUAUUCAAGUGAAUCCGACAUGCAGAAUUUUCCUGAAUUUACUUUUCUUCUGACUAUAUUGAAUGGUAAAUGUGGGAAGUCUGCAUAAAAGAUAUGUUAAGUCUUGUAAA
Messenger RNA from Pistacia vera, 2553 nucleotides. Its product is annotated as DNA-binding protein SMUBP-2. Lineage: Eukaryota; Viridiplantae; Streptophyta; Magnoliopsida; Sapindales; Anacardiaceae. The coding region runs from base 61 to 2004 and encodes 647 amino acids. Gene Ontology annotation, molecular function: 5'-3' DNA helicase activity; ATP binding; ATP hydrolysis activity. The record is from RefSeq and is a predicted model, not a curated record. The transcript is spliced from 16 exons.